Messenger RNA from Pteropus alecto (black flying fox), 2831 nucleotides. It is a transcript of the gene MAL2, whose product is annotated as mal, T cell differentiation protein 2. NCBI's taxonomy places the organism in Eukaryota, Metazoa, Chordata, Mammalia, Chiroptera, Pteropodidae. Gene Ontology annotation, cellular component: membrane. The record is from RefSeq and is a predicted model, not a curated record. Gene Ontology annotation, molecular function: structural constituent of myelin sheath. The transcript has 5 exons. Gene Ontology annotation, biological process: myelination. Bases 1 to 663 code for a protein of 220 amino acids.
AUGGGUGAAAGUGUCAUGAAUAUGAAUGUUGACAUUCAGAAAAACGAGGCCCAACGGAAGGCCGUGAGCAAGAAAGAGUUGUGCUGGAGGUCCGUAAACCAAGGAGACAGGAUAAAGAGCAGAGAAGAGAAACCGUUAAGAGCUCGCGCGCCAGUCCUGCCGCCUCCGAACCCCGCCGUGUCCUUCCCGGCGCCCCGGGUCACACUGCCUGUCGGCCCCGACAUCCUGCGAACCUACUCUGGCGCCUUCGUCUGCCUGGAGAUCCUGUUCGGGGGCCUCGUCUGGAUUUUGGUUGCGUCCUCCAACGUUCCUCUACCUCUGCUCCAAGGAUGGGUCAUGUUCGUGUCCGUGACGGCGUUCGUCUUCUCCCUCCUCUUCCUGGGCGUGUUCCUCUCUGGCAUGGUGACCCAGAUCAAUGCCAACUGGAACUUCCUGGAUUUUGCUUACCAUUUUACAGUGUUCGUCUUCUACUUUGGAGCUUUUCUCUUGGAAGCAGCAGCCACAUCCCUGCACGAUCUUCACUGCAAUGCAACCGUGGCCAUGCAGCCGCUCUUGAAUGAUGACCAGUAUAACAUAAACGUAGCAGCUACGAUUUUUGCCUUUGUGACGACGGCUUGUUAUGGUUGCAGUUUGGGUCUGGCUUUACGAAGAUGGCGACCGUAACACUCCUAUUUUGUCUGCUUUAUAUGUCUGAUCAAUUUGGAUACCAUUUUGUCCAGAUAUAACAACAUUCCCAAAGUAAUUGGUUUAGUAUGUAGAGAGAAUCUAAGUACGAGUUUGGUUUAUUUCAUGGAUAGAAUUUUAAUUUUAUUAUGAUGUUAAACAGAGAAAUCGCCUUUACAUUUAUUUCUCUUUCUUUUUUUAAAGAAAAUUUCCUUUUAUAUCCAUAAAACAUACAGAUGUGGUUUAUAAAAAAGGGAUAUCUCUUUUGUUUAGUUGCUAAUUCACAUGAACCUGCAUUUUACUAGGUAACUAAAACUCCCUAAAAAAGCACAUUUCAAAUGGUCUUCCUACUGAACUCUUAUCUUUUAGUGUAAAACAGAGAUUAGCACUCUUUUCUCUAUAAAGGCCCACAUGGUAAAUGUUUUGGGCUCUGUGGGUCAUGCAAUCUCUGUCAGUUACUCAUUUUUGCUAUUACCAUAUGAAAGCAGCCCUAGACAAUAUGUAAAUGAAUGAGUCUGGGUAUGUCCCAAUAAAACUUUAUUUACAAAAACACACAGCAGGCUAUAGUUUGCUGACCUCUGGUAUAAAAGCUUAUGUGUUCUGUGUUUUACUGAACUGAUCCUGAAAGAUAAAAAACUAAUUAGACAAGCCACAUAACAGUCUCUUUAUGCAAUAAUCACAUUGCUUUUAUGUUAAUGGUCAAAUACUAACCCUUGAAGGGCCUAAUAGUUUCUCAAGCUAACUCAAGCAGAAUCUCUAGUGUAAGAAAAAGUAAUUUAUGAAGUGAACCGUAAUUGCUUAAUCAAUCUUAGGCUCCCCAAACUCUCAUCUGGCAUCCUUAUAAUGAGAUCUUCAGAGGUCAUUAACCAUUACUGAAAUUGGUAUCUAGCUACUUAUGUCUUUCUUUGGAUUUAUUUAUGCUUCAGAAUACAGCUGUUUGCCCUGUGCAUGAAUAUACAAAUAUGUGUGUAUGGAUAUGUGAGGCUUUACCAAAUAGAGCUCUCUGAAGAGUUAACUUUUUACUUCUAAUUAUUUUACAUAAUUUGACUAGAGUGUUAACUAUAACUUAAAGUUGUCAAUUCUUACACGUUUCAAUAAUAGCCCUGAGAUUUAUGUUGUUUCUGCAUCGGUGACAGAUACACAAAAUCAGUUAUAAACAGCAGCCGUCGUAAAAACUGUCUCUGACUGAAUAGCAUUUUAACACAAAGUAUUUUAACACACCUGUAAAGACUCUGGUUGUGGAAAGGUGCCAAAAUAGUUUCAGUGGGAGAAUAAGUUAAAGUUCAGCCCCAGCUUCCACCACACUCUCCAAGCAAGAUACUUCUCUCUUGUCCCAAGAGGGCUACCUCUGGAAAAAGAGGGCUUUUGAUUGUCCUAUAUUUCAGCCCUUUGCUUUUGCGGCUGAAUCAUCUCCUAAGAGUGCCAUGUGUAGGUUGGGCUAUUAGAUUUUAUGGAACAUAGAAUAGUGCUGAAUGAGUAGCAUGAUCAAUGCUCAAUGAUCAAAUGCUAUUUAUCUAAUAAUCCCCUAGAAAGAAGAAUCUUACAAGAGUCUGUCUUGUGAUGUAAUUACAAAGAUAAAAGACAUGUUUCAGUAUGUGGCAAGAGGAAAUCAGUCUUAUGACUUUAUACUCAUGUUGUAUCUUUUCUAUAAUAUUCGACUUCCUUGUUGUUUUUGUUUUUUGAUUUUAGCUCCAUACUACACACUUUAACCUGUAUUAUGAAUUGUAUAUUACUGAGUCAUAAAUGUGCCAUAAGGAUAUAUAGUCCAUUCUGGUUGGAAUCAUUUAGUUAGUCUGUUAGAUUUAGUUGUGAGAUUUUAUUUUCAUUCCCAAGGUAUAACAGGUUCAUGCUUGGUGGCAUUAAAUUAAAUGAUGUCAUGAAACUGCUUUGGUGGCACUUUUGUAAAUGGAUUGCUUCUAGAUCAUUAAGAACCAAGCCUAAAACUCAUCUAACUGUGAAGACUUAGAUUUGUAGAUUAAUCGUGUUCUAGAUUUGUGAGUUGAGUGACAAAGCACUUGAACAAAAAUUAUGGCAUUUAAGAUUUUGUUAUAUACCUUAGCUGUAAAAAUGAGAAAGUGUUGGUUGGUUUUAAAAUCUGGUAACUCCAUGAUGAAAAGAAAUUUAUUUUAUAAGUGUUAUAUGACUCUAAUAAAGUAUUCAUUUGAUAA